AUGGACAGAAUUUCAUUGAGAGACGAGACGGUUUCCGAUGACUACAAACUCCGCUUUAUUACAAAAUGCCUUCAAGGAAUUUAUAUCCACAGAAAAACCGAUGUCAGUCGAUUCGUCGCGUGGCUGAAAUGCGAGCAGGAUCAGAUCUUCGAUAGGAGAUGGUUCAUGUCUAACGUUUGUGUCCUCAUUCAAAAUGGAUUAUUUGUCUUUGAGCAUUUUAUGACUUUCAAAAUCAUUGAAAAAAUGGUUCAGUCUGACAAAGAAUUUGGAGAGCUGAUUUUCAGCGAGUCUUUUCGCGAAAUAAUGAAGAGGGGCGCCGAAACAUAUCGAUUGACGGGCGAUCUCAUCCUCCAUUUUGGCCCGACAUUUUUCAAAUAUAUGACAGCCAUGACCGAACGCAAUAUUCCGCUGCCGGAAUAUUACGUUGAAUUCCGAGCCGAUUUUCGUGUGAUGAUGAUGAAAUUCGAUAAAAAUUUUCUUGUUGACGUGCUGACAAAGUACAUGGUUAUGAUGGCAAGAUCUCCUAAUCUUGAACAUUUCGACGUUGAGCUUCGAGAGACGUUCGAGGCGGUCUAUUGCUUAUUGAGCAUCUAUGAAGAUGCCAACUUUCAAAUGGUGCUCGCUGUAAUUCAAAUGUUAAAAGAGGUGUCACUCAUUGAGCACAUCAAGGAUAGACAAAAUCUCUAUUUCGGAGUUCUCAUGGAUGAGCUGAUUGCGACACCGGACUGCAGAACCCCGGAGAAGGCUUUACAGCUCUAUUGUGCACUCACCAAUCUCAUAUCGCAUAUCUGCAUGGAAGCAGGAUUGGUUCCCAUCACUCAUCCGUACGCACAUCGCAAUAUUGGACAAAUCAGACUCAUCGAAAAUGUGUUUUCAUGGCUCAUAAAACAAGAAGAAUACUUGACAGCUCCUAUCAAUUACGGAAGUACUAUUCCGAGUUGGUUCAAGCAAUUGACAGCGGCAAGUGCGCUGGAUCCAAGAUCAUUGCCUGAUCUUAAUGAUUAUGAGGCAGUUGAGCACUUCAAAAGUCGCAUGGUUACUUCGUUCAUUAUGACCAGCUUCUGCCGAUACAACAGUCAAUAUAACGACGAAGUUUCAAGAAAGAAGCUUUUCAGCGCUUCUCUUUUGAAAUAUCUCGACGAGACUGGCUUCAAUGAAGCGCUUGGAAGAGCCGCAUGGCUCAUGAUAGGAAAUCCGUUGUUCACGGAAUGCGAGAAGAGGGCCUUCAACACCAUUUGGAUACUUCACAGUAGAUAUCCAAUGGCGCAAUCGAGUGACAUUGAGCAAAUCAUAAUUCGCGACAUAACCACUGGGAGCGAGGAGGCUCGCCGAGCGGCCAAAAGAAAAUUUCGUCAAGUUACCAGAAAUAAGGCGACGUUAAUGGGAUUGAAGGAUUUCAGUCGCGAACUAAUUUUGCUUGUCACUAAUAACGAUGGUUAA
Molecule: messenger RNA, 1440 nt
Organism: Caenorhabditis bovis
Lineage: Eukaryota; Metazoa; Nematoda; Chromadorea; Rhabditida; Rhabditidae
Source: the annotation of a GenBank genome assembly